ACUUCCUGUUUGGAUUCUGAACAGGGAAGAAGCAGAGAAGCUAAUCCAUUAUAGCAUCCUUUAAUCGAUAGAUGUGAACGCUUUUAUUAAACUGAUGACUGAAGAUGAUUCCAUACACGGUCAACAUCAAACUAGCAGCCCGGACUCUGACCGGAACUCUGAACCUUCAAAAUAAAAGCGCGGUGGAUUGGGGCUGGCAGGGGCUGAUCGCUCAAGGAUGUCACUCCAGUAUUCUCAUCAUCGACCCAAAGACGUCUCAGACCAUCCAGGUGCUGGAGAAACACAAAGCCAACGUGGUCAAGGUGAAAUGGUCCAGAGAAAACUACUACCACAACCAGAGCUCUCCGUACUGUCUGCGGCUGGCUUCAGGAGACGCCUCGGGGAAGAUCAUCGUGUGGGAUGUGGUGAGCGGCACCGCCCACUGCGAGAUCCAGGAGCACUCCAAACCCAUCCAAGACUUGGAGUGGUUGUGGAAUCAGGAUGCGUCUCGUGAUCUGCUCCUGGCCGUGCAUCCUCCAAACUACAUCGUGCUGUGGAACGGCGACACCGGCACCAAGCUGUGGAAAAAGAGCUACGCGGAGAACAUCCUCUCCUUCUCCUUUGACCCGUUUGAUCCCUCCAACAUGGCGUUGCUGACCAGCGAAGGAAUCGUCUUCAUCACAGAUUUCUCCCACUCCAAACCUCCGGGCAGCGCCGGUAAAAAGGUUUACAUCGCCAGCCCUCACGCGAGCCCAGCCCACACAAAACCUGCGCCUGCUGCUGCCCCCGCCCCCACUGGUGCUAAGAAGGCUCUGAACAAGGUCAAAGUUCUGAUCACCAACGAGAAACCCACUGCCGAGGCGGUGACGCUGAACGACUGCCUGCAACUGUCCUACCUGCCGUCUAAGAGGAACCACAUGCUGCUGCUGUACCCCAGAGAGAUCCUCAUCCUGGACCUGGAGCUCAGCCAGACGGUGGGCGUGGUGGCCAUCGAGCGCUCGGGGGUGCCCUUCAUCCAGGUGAUCCCCUGUGCCCAGAGAGACGCUCUCUACUGCCUCCAUGAGAACGGCUGCAUCACGCUGCGAGUGUGUCGCUCCACCACCUCCAUCAGCUCCACAGAGGAGGCGACAGACCCCGAGCAGAGCGUCCAUGAGCUCGUGUACGACCUGCGCUCUCAGUGCGAUGCCAUCCGAGUCACAAAGACAGUGCGGCCGUAUCGUAUGGUUAUCUGCCCCGUCAAUGAGAACAGCGCUGCGCUGAUGGUCAGUGAUGGUCGAGCCAUGCUGUGGGAGCUGAAAACUCACACUGGCAGAGCUGCUGCUAAUCCCAGCUCCGGUCUGUCGCCUCUUUACUCCCCCGUGGCGUUUUGCGGAGCUCCACUGGGUCCAAACCAGAAGAGGAUUCAGGAUCUGUCCCUGAACAGCAUGAUUGGUCAGACGCUGAUCGCCGGAGAGACUCCGCCUCCGUCGUCCAACCAGCAGGAAGUGCAGCUGAAGUUCCUUCUCACCGGUCUGCUGUCAGGCCUUCCGCUGCCACCCUUCGCCAUCCGCAUGUGUCCUCCUCUUACCACCAAGAACAUCAACCACUACCAACCGCUGCUGGCUGUGGGCACCAGUAACGGCUCUGUGCUCGUCUAUAACCUCACCAGCGGCCUCCUGCACAAAGAGCUCAGUGUCCACUCGUGUGAAGUCAGGGGGAUCGAAUGGGUGAGCCUCACCAGUUUUCUGUCUUUUGCCACUUCUGCUCCAAACAACAUGGGUCUGGUGAGGAACGAGCUGCAGCACGUGGACCUGCCUACAGGGCGGUGUUUUGCAUUCCGAGGCGAGAGAGGGAACGACGAGCCGCCCAUCGAGAUGAUUAAAGUGUCUCAUUUGAAGCAGUACCUGGUGGUCGUGUUCAGAGACAAACCUCUGGAGCUGUGGGACAUCAGGACGGGGACGCUGCUCCGAGAGAUGGCUAAAAACUUCCCCACCGUCACUGCUCUGGAGUGGUCCCCGUCACACAACCUGAAGAGUCUGAAGAAGAAGCAGAUGGCGGCCAGGGAGGCGAUAGCCCGGCAGACGGUGUCAGACGCCGAACAGAGCAGCGUCGAGUCUUCAGUCAUCAGCCUCCUGCAGGACGCAGAGAGCAAAUCAGAGACGAGCCAAGCCAUCUCAGCCCGCGAGCACUUUGUCUUCACAGACACGGACGGGCAAGUGUACCACAUCACCGUGGAGGGCAACACGGUCAAAGAUGGAGCUCGAAUUCCUCCUGAUGGCAGCAUGGGCAGCAUCGCCUGUAUCGCCUGGAAAGGUGACACUCUAGUUCUGGGGGACGUAGAUGGAAAUCUAAACUUCUGGGACCUUAAAGCUCGUCUGUCCAGGGGAAUCCCGACACACCGCGGCUGGGUGAAGAAGAUCCGCUUUGCUCCGGGGAAAGGAAACCAGAAGCUGCUGGUGAUGUACACGGACGGAGCCGAGGUGUGGGACACCAAAGAGGUCCAGAUGGUCAGCAGCAUGAGGAUCGGCCGUAAUGUGAACUAUCGCAUCCUCGACAUUGACUGGUGCACAUCAGACAAGGUGGUGUUAGCCUCUGACGACGGCUGCAUCCGAGUUCUGGAGAUGGCCAUGAAGUCGGCGAGCUACCGCAUGGACGAGCAAGACCUGACCGACCCGGUGUGGUGUCCAUACCUGCUGGUUCCUCGAGCCGCUCUCACCCUGAAAACGUUCCUGCUGCUGCAGCCGUGGUCGGGAACCUUCACCAUGGAUAUCACCCAGGUAGACUACAACGAGAAAGACGAGAUUAAAGGACUGAUCCAGGAGCAGCUCAACUCCCUGUCAAAUGACAUGAAGAGUGUUCUUCAGGACCCUGAGCUCAGCCUGCUGCAGCGCUGCCUGCUUGUCUCCAGGCUGUUUGGGGACGAGUCCGACCUUCACUUCUGGACGGUAGCGUCUCAUUACCUUCAGUCGUUUGCUCAGGCUCGCCAGCUGAGCGUGUCUUCUGCAGACGGUCAGACUCAGAGCGACGCAGCUCAACCGUCUCCUCAGAACCACCUGGACAUCUGCCAUGACGUCCUGUGCGAGAGCUCCUACUUCCAGAAGUUCCAGCUUGACCGGGUCCACCUGCAGGAAGUGAAGCGCUCCAGUUAUGAGCACACAAAGAAGUGUGCCGACCAGCUCCUCCUGCUGGGUCAGACGGACCGGGCAGUGCAGUUACUGUUGGAGACAAGUGCAGACAACCAGAGCUACUACUGUGACUCCCUGAAGGCAUGCCUGGUGACCACCAUCACCUCCUCUGGACCCUCACAGUCCACCAUCAAACUGGUGGCCACCAACAUGAUCGCCAACGGGAAGCUAGCAGAGGGAGUCCAGCUGCUGUGUUUGAUUGACAAGGCAGCCGAUGCCUGUCGUUACCUGCAGACGUAUGGCGAGUGGAACCGCGCCGCCUGGCUGGCUAAGGUACGUCUGAGUCCCGCAGAGAGCUCAGAUGUGCUGAAGCGGUGGGCGGAGCAUCUGUGCUCGCCGCAGGUGAACCAGAAGUCCAAAGCCAUCCUGGUGCUGCUCAGCCUCGGCUGUUUCUACAAAGUUGGAGAGAUGCUGCACAGUAUGAGACACUUUGAUCGAGCUGCCCUCUUCAUCGAAGCUUGUCUGAAGUAUGGAGUCAUGGAGGCCAACGACACGUCAAAUAAACUGAUCGAGUCGGCGUUCCUGGACUACGCUCGCCUGCUGCGCUCUCUGGGGCUUCGGGAGGGCGCCGCUCUGUGGGCGUCACGAGCCGGGAGUGCUGGAGAGACACUGAUGGAGGAGCUGUUCCAGGGAGAGGGAGGGGUAUCAGAGAGCAUCAUGGGAAAAGAGGAGGUGGAGCAGGGUGAGGAGAGCAUCGAGUGAGCCCAGAGGGUUCACAUGAAGACAGAAACGCCGUGUUUGUGUUAGACUUUGUGUUUCAGACGACGAGUUUAACCACCUGGGUAUCUCAACCGUCACUGCGUCCGUCUGUGACUAGCGUGUAGUACAGGUGUGUAUAUGUGAGUGUGCGUGUGCAUGUACCAACCCCCAAAAUAACAAACAAAGGCACUCAUGUUGUGGUGAAGUAAACACGUCGUCCAUAUCAGCCUGUGCUUUGUUGCCUAUGAGUUUUUAAUGGUCGCUUAUUAAGCUUCAUUUCUGUGCCUGUAUUAUAAACUUUAGAGAAUGACUGUAGCAUUACACUUUAAUUUGCCUUCACGUUUUUUUUGUUUCUGCAGAGAUUAAAUUUAGCAGCGCUCAUUCAUCCCAAAACAUUCCCUAUCUAGUUUAGUAAAAGCAUUGCCUUCCUUGCAUGCAGAAUGAAGCCCAGUAUUUAUUUUUUUAUGUUUGAUUUCUCAAAAAAUCAAAAAUAAUGUACAGAAAAACUUUGAUUUUUCAGCCCUCUUCAAUGAGAGGAACUUUGAAGCUAUUAACAGAAGUCUUGUAAACAGCAUGUGGCACAGUUUGAGUUUCACACCUGUAAGUUCUUUGCAGAAGACGUCAUGUCAUAUUGAGGAACUCCAGACGGGGGGCAGGAAGUGAUUUCUGCAUAGAGAAGCGCUAUCAAAAUUUCAAAGUUUUGUGCUACUUUCAAGUCCUGGAAGUAGUGGCACAUUACAGAAAGUUUAAAAUCAGCACCCCUAGAUGUUUAGAGGUGUGAAAACAGCCCUGAAAAUCUAGAGGGCUGAUGUCCCAGUGAUUCUCCAGGUAUAGGCUCUGGUUUGAUUUUGACCUGUAGCUUCUGUCCUGCUUAUCAUUUCCCUGCUCUCCACUGAUUCCCUCCUCUAUCUAGUAAAAGAUAAAAAAUCUAGUUUCCUCUGACGUAUGUAUGGCACAUCGGCAUAUUUUUCUCCUUAACUUCUACUGCUUAGUGAAAAUUAUUUUAUGAAGUUGUUUGUUCUUUGCUCCAUUCCUUGAAGCCAAACAGAAUCCUUUAUUUUCUUUGUGAUUGUUGACGUUUGUUAAGAAACCAGCUGUUAAAUUAUGUUGUUGCUCUUUUAAACCAAAUCUGAUGAAUCAUGAAAACACAAUCUGAGAUCUUUGCUGCUCGCCGCUCCCUCACAGCCUGACGCACGCCGGCUACACACGAGACGAUUGACAAAUCUGAACCAAGACCCCAACAUGAGGACAGUUUUAGGCAGUUUUAACUAUUACAAUCCUUAAGACCCACCACAGUCUCUUUAAUGACAAAUCCUGACUCUUAUUCCCCUAAAUAAUCUGGGUCAUAACAUGGGCCAAUACAGUAGGUCAUAAAACACAAGAAAAAGGUUUAAAACUAAACUAUAGGCCUGCAAGAAUAAAGUCAAGUUCAACAUGUAGCAGCAUGAGUGAAGGACCUCAUUGUUUUUGGAGUUAAUUGUGCAGAUGGCCAUCUAAGAGGGUUAUGACUUCAAGAGCCCACCAAAAACAGUCCUGAACCACACAGCUCUAGACGAGUCAGACUGAGAGUUCACACAGCUGCUGUUAGAAGUAACGACUUUAGAGUGGAGAUGCCACAGACAUGAGAUCUUUUUGAAUUCUGACUUAAAUCUCAGAAUUAUGACUUUGAUGUCAGAAUUCUCCCUCUAAUCUCUGAUAGUAAUCUCAGAAUUUUCACUUUAAUCUCAGAAAUCUGACUUUAAUCCCAGAAAACUGAAUUUAAUCUCAGAAUUCUGACCCUAAUCUCUGAUAUUAAUCUCAGAAUUCUGAAUUCAAUCUCAAAAUUCUGACUUUAAUCUCAGAAAUCUGACUUAAAUCCCAGAAAUCUGACAUUUAUCUCAGAAUUCUGACUUUAAUCUCUGAUUUUAAUCUCAGAAAUGUGAUUUAAAUCUCUGAUAUUAAUCUUACAAUUCUGUCUUUUAUCUCUGACUGUAAUCCCAGAAUUCUGACUUUAAUCUUGAUAUUUAUCUCAGAAAUCUGAUUUAAUUCUCUAAGAUUAUUCUCAGAAUUCUGACUUUAAUCUCUGAUAUUUAUCUCAGAAUUCUGACUUCAUAAUUGAAAAGAAAAAAUUGCAUCUCAGAGUUUUUCUCCACCUGCCCUCAUCCUCUUCAGUUUGAGCCAACAGUGGUGACUAAUAUCUUGCUGCUAUAUCUCUCCUGUAUGAUCAGGAUCAUCUUUAUAACGAUGCAUCGACUGAUAGGAUGCUGUUCAGGGUCACCCGCUCUCAUUGGGAGUUUGCCGUGUUCUGUCAGAGGCAGCCCAGUCUGGAACCAUAGAUAUCUAACGUGUGAUAUUUGUGGUUCAAGACUGGGGAUCCUCACACUCUAUCAGUGACAAAAGGACUUGAGGAUUGUUUGGUCUAGUAACAGGCUGCUAAAACCCUUGAAUGGGGCCACACCUCCACCAAUCAUUGGGCCCAAAAAUCAUCUUGUGUGCAGCCAGGCUGAAGAAACAGUUCAGAAUUGCUGCUGUGUCUCAUGUUUCAGUGAUGCUGCAGAGACUUUAGUGAUUUUGUGUAAAAUUGUGAUGUGUUUAAAGACUCCAAACAGGCAGACGUGUCAGCGUGACCGUGCUGUCUCUUUUUUUGUGUCACUUGGAGGCUGAUUUAAGGCGGCCAUUACUGCUGCUGCAGGGUUCCUCUCAGCUGUAGCUCCUCGCUGCUUUCCUCCAUCAUGUCUGCAGUCUUGUUGUGUACUGUAUCAUUUCUUUCUAAUUGGGCUCUUCUUAAUGAACUCUGCUGCUUUCUCUAACUAGAUAAAUAGAGGGUUCCACUCCUAUCAGUGUUCUCUGUUUGCUGUUUUCAUGUGAUUAAAAUGAUUGAAGAUUUAUGAAAGUUACAUGAAGAAAUAAAAGGAUAUAUGUAUAUAUGGAUGGCAAUAAA
Cheilinus undulatus (humphead wrasse) is the source of this 6762-nucleotide messenger RNA. It is a transcript of the gene wdr11, whose product is annotated as WD repeat domain 11. The transcript has 29 exons. The coding region runs from base 105 to 3845 and encodes 1246 amino acids. Gene Ontology annotation, molecular function: protein binding. The record is from RefSeq and is a predicted model, not a curated record. Gene Ontology annotation, cellular component: cytoplasm. Lineage: Eukaryota; Metazoa; Chordata; Actinopteri; Labriformes; Labridae.